Saprolegnia parasitica CBS 223.65 is the source of this 5559-nucleotide messenger RNA. RefSeq lists its product as hypothetical. The coding region runs from base 1 to 5439 and encodes 1812 amino acids. NCBI's taxonomy places the organism in Eukaryota, Oomycota, Saprolegniomycetes, Saprolegniales, Saprolegniaceae. The transcript has a single exon. The record is from RefSeq and is a predicted model, not a curated record.
AUGCCCAAGGAGCGCAUCACGCCGGCAGGAUCCUCGGGUGCGCCGCACCGCCUCCGUGGCUCUCAGCGCCUCGAGGUGCUGCUCGGGUUCGGCUACCUCUACCUCUCGCUCGCUACCGGCGUCUGGUACCUCUACAUGCUUGCACCCAGCAUGCAAAACGAUCUCUGGUGGGCCAACUACAACACGACCGGCCACGAGUCGUUCCUCGCCGACAUUGCCAAUAUCGCACUCACCACGUCAGCGCGCGGCGCCCUCGAUGUCUUUGGCCCGGCCGCGACAACGAGCAAGCGCUACGACGCGUCCGUCGCCUACACCAGCGUCUACCCGACGUACGCCAACCAGCUCAUCCUCUCCGAGUGCGUCUCGGUGCCGUACGCAGUCGGCAACCUCCGCAAUCUCUCGGCCGCAUGGAGCACGCGCAUGAUGACGCAGUACUGCUGGGUUGACUUUGAUCGUGCAUAUGAGCUCGCGCACACGGAUGGUCGCCAGCGUCGGUGCCAGCAGCAGUACGCGUCCAACGGCGCCGUGUACCUCGAGAGUGUCUUGCGUAACCUCGUGUGGGACGAUUUUAUCGCCAUGUGGGGCGGCCCCGGCAACAAGUUUACGAUCACGAUCCAGAACGGUUUGGUGGGCUUGCCCGGCGGCCAAGCGUGGCUCGACGCCACCGCCAGCGCGCGAAGGACCACGUCGAUUGCGGACGAGAUUGAGCGCUGGGAGAGGUUUCACCUGUCGUACUUUCAGCUGCAAUGGGGCAACAAGCGCGGCCCUGGCGUCACCGAGACCAUGCUGCUCCAGAACGCGAUCGGCAUGCAGCAGCAGUUUCAGCUCAAGAACACGCCGCUUCUCAACGGACCGUGGACGUCCAUGAUCAUGUACUGGCGUUUCCUCAACGACAUUUUCGUGUUUCAAAAACCACCCCGAAGUUUGGUGCGGCAAGCGCCCGACUUUUUUGGCCUCAACUCGACCCUCCAUGGCGCGGCCAUCGAUCUCGAGGCGUACCAGGGUCUCUGUCCUGGUCCUGGACGUUGUGCCAACCAAGUCGGCGUCUUUCACUCGACAGUCGGACCCUUUAUCAGUGUCGACAUUUUCUACGUGGCGCCACCACCAACCAUUGCGCUGGCCAUGGCGGCUUUCCAGCGCGACCUCGCGUUGGCCUCGAUGUCGGUGCAGACGGAAAGCCUUUCCGUCGUGUCGACGCGUCCCGUACCGCCGGCAUGGACACCUGGCUACGCUUACUAUGGCGGGAACCCCAUGUGCACCAACAACGCCGUCCGGUCGUUCGUGCAGCAGUCGUUCGACUACAGCGAUGCCUGCGGAACGCCCAAGCCGCUGCUUGUCACACACGCACCUGACGCGCUGCUCUUCAGUCUUGUCGCGUCACCCAAUAUCCCGUCGGCAGCGAUUUGCGCCUCGCAGAAUGUGACGCAAGCCGCUUGUGUCGCCUCAAUUGACGCAGCACGGGCCGUCGCGAAGCAACUGCCGCCAGUCUCAGGAACCACAGCGACAGCCAUGGCCGCGAUUGCGCCCAGCGUCGCGCCGCUUGGCGUGAGCUUGAUGCAGUACGCCAAGCAAGUGAGCACAGGCAACUGGGUGCUCUUGCAGCACGCUCUGCUCUCGGACCCGACCUGGAGCGUGUUUGGAUACCUCUUUCUUCUCGACUGGGCGACGGGCAAGCGUGAAGUGCUUUCGUUUCAAGGCGACGUCACCUCGCUCGUCCUUAUCUCCAACGAGUACGCGCCGACGACGUUGGCGACCCCCUCGAACGAGCUCAAGCAAGCGACCAAGGUCUUCUACUACCUCUGUGUGUACACAAGCGUGCUCUUACUGCUCGUGGCGUCUCUCUGCACGUUUUACGGGGCGCUCAGCGGCUUUCACCUCGCGGGUCGCAACUUGUUCCGCUUCAACCGUGUCGUGGGCUCGGUCUGGAUCGGCCGCCCGCUGCUCAUCGUGCGCGGCGGCACCGCGAUGCUGCUCCUCAGCACGGCCCAAGUGUCGUUGGUGGCAACGGGCCACGGCACGCGGUUCGCCUCGACGCCGCGCACACUCGUCGAGACGAUCGUUGUCGCGGGCGAGGCGACGUGGAUCACGUACGUCCUCAACGACAUUUUAUUACUGGUGGUUCCCCAGCUGUCGGCCUACUACGCGCCAAUCAGUAGCUGCGCGCUCUGGCUGGUGUACAUAGUACUGGACACGUCGUCGCCCGUCGAGCUCUCGGCGACGCUGCAUCGGGCGUGCAGCAGCACAGACGUCGACUACUAUAUUUCGUGCACCAGCGGCCUCGUUGAAGUGGGCAGCACGGCUCGCAUCACACUCUUACUGUGGCUGCAGCUGCUUGUGAUUGGUCUUGCCCUCUGCGCUACGGCGGUCGUUUUACACCUCCGCGGGUCGCUCGCCAGCAAAGACGACAUGGCGUCGGACACGCCGUUUCUCAUCUCGUCGGCGACCAACGCCUUCUUGACUACCAUGGGCGAGACGAACGUCUGGGCGAUCGACCGCGUCGCAUGCAUCAUGGCCGGCCUCGUGCCCUUCACGCUCCGCCGAAAGCACUUUACGUUCGACCUCAAGUCGUGGCUCAUCGUCAAGGACACUGUGUCCGUGUACCAGUCGGGCAAGACGACGAUGGUGGAGACGCCGCCGCUUGGGCACAGCAUCUCGUCCGGGUCGCUCUUGCUGCUCUCGGGUUCCUCGCCCCUCGAGCGCCACAGCUGGGAUCGGCCACUGGCGCUCGCAGGACUUGUCUACAUGACGGCAACCAUCGUCGGAUCGCUCUCGUACAUCAACGUCUCCGACGUCAAUUUGGCCAAUGACAUUUGGUGGGCCAACUUUAACAGCACGGGCGCCCACGCUUUUAUCGCCAACUGGUACAACGAACAGCUCUAUCUCAACGCGAGCUACACGUCGUUUGCGCUCGAUGCACCUAACAUCUCGCACACGUCCUUGUAUGGCGCGCCCGAUAUCUUCGUCACAACCGCCGCCAACUUUGGUUCGAACCUCCAACAUACGCAGCUGAAUAGUCUACCGGCCGUCAUUGCUGGUCUGCGGACCAUGGACGCUUGCAUCCAUGCGCCAUGGAUAUUUACGCAAUACUGCUUUCUCGACUUUCAACAGACGUGGCCCAUGGCCAACUCGGCGCGGCGCCAACAAAGGUGUGCCAAGAUGACGACCAACGGCGCCGUGUACCUCGAGAGCCUCCUUCGCAACGUCGCUUGGGCCGACUGGCAGCCGUGCUGGGGCGCCGCGUUCCAAAUUGCUUUCGGCAACGACCUCCAAACCUCUUUGGACGGCCAGCGCUGGCUCGCACAGAUGCAAGCGUCCAAUCCUUUGUCCGUUGUGGACGAAGCCACCCACUGGCGCGCGUUUGGUAUCGCGACGUACGAUGUUCAGUGGCAAAACUACAAAAAAAUCGGUCUCCUCAGCUCGUACAACGUCUGGUCAGCGUACAACACGAAGGCGGCGUUGACGCUGCAGGCGCUCAACGGCUCGUACCAGUUCAGCGCGCAGACGACAUUCAAGGCGUACUGGGCCCUCGCCAGCGACUUGGCGGCCGUGACGUCCAACAGCAGCGGUAUCGGCAGUCUCUCGCUGCUGCGGUCCAGUGCCCGCUUCGCCUUUGCCAACACGUCGCUCGAGUCGGUGCUCAUCGCCAACACGACGCUCUCGGCGCCGUUUGGCGCUGGUUUUAGCUUUGUCCAAAGCAUCCUCGGACCCUUUGGCUCGAUGGACAUGCGCUACGUCCGUGCACCGGCGUCGGCCCAGCAGCUCCUUCUGCACGUUCUCGGCGCCCUGCGGAGCAGCGCCUUGCGCUCCAACCAGAGUCAGUCGGCGUAUCUAAGUAUCUUUGUGCCCGACUCGAUGUACCCCGUGCCGCAGCCGUGGCUCAGCGCCAAGCUCCUCUCGUACGGCGGGUCGCCGCUCUGUCCCGACCUCGGUGCCUCGAGCGGACUUGCGGUGACGACGGGCUUGGUCAGUCUGCUUUCGUACAGUGCGCGCUGCUCGAGUGCGACGGGUGCGCAAGCAAAGAUGACGCCGUCGCGAGAGCAGGUGGUCUUUUCUCUCGUGCUCUCUGGCAUCACUGCUGCCAGUCCCAUCACGGCCAUCUGCGCGGCGGAUACGAGCGGGUACAAGGCCUGUCCCGACUACCUACGUGGCGCCAGAUCGUACCUCGACACGUAUCUGCCUGCCGUCGACUGGGCACCCGAGGUGGCCGCCACCAUCGCGGAGACGACGGCGCUCAACAUCUCGCUGCUGCAGCUGACGCGCACCAACAAGACGUCGCCGCUUACGUGGUCGCAACUCCCGCUCUUCAACCCGAGCGACACCCACUUUGCAUUCUUUGCGUGGUGCUACAUGGCCGAGUGGCUCCAAGGGUUUCGCGAAGUCGUGGCAUUUGAGAAUGACGUUGGCAGCGUCACGCUUCUGACCGACCAAUUGCUGCCGCUCCAACAAGGCGUGGCGCCGUGGGAGAUCCCGACGACGAUGGCCACGUACGCUCGGACCGGCGCCAUGUACGUGACGCUCGUCGUGCUUUCGAUCGCGGUCUUGGCGUGCGUCUACAUCAUCGCAUCGAGAGGGUAUGCCGAGGGCAUGAACAUGCUCGAGCUCAGUCGCGUCGGUGGCAUCGUCUGGGUCGGUCGCCCGCUGCUCUUUCUGCGAUCGCUUACCGCCAUGGCCGUGCUCUGCACCGGGUCGCUGGACCUCCAAGUGACUGGCAGUAUGAGCUACCUUCACUCGACCGACGUGCCGUGGUACAAGACGUGUCUUGCGGCGAGCGAAGUCUCUUGGCUCGUCGCGAUAGUCAACGACGUCUUGAUGAUCUGGACCAAAGAACACACUGCGCUCUACGUGACGCCCAACGGGCUUCUCGUGACAGGCGCGACGGCGCUGCUGAGUAUGUUGUCGCCCGUGACGCACACGGCGACGCUUGGCCACACGUGUGCGAUUGCCCACGUCGACUUUCAGAUGGUGUGCACUGGCGGCGAGGUCGUCAUUGGUGUCUGGGAGCGCGUCGCGCUGCUUGUGCUGCUGGUCGGCGUUCUGAACGUCGUGACGUUUGGGCUCGUGCGCUGGCUCGUGCGCAAGCCGCCAACGAACCGCGCCGAGUCGCUCUUGCUCUACGCGGGCGCCAAGUACCUCUUUCUGAGCACCAAGUGGAUUUACAAAGACGUCUACUACCUCGACCGCGCGUCUGCUGCGCUCAACGGGCUCGUGUCUGUGCGCUACAACGGGAUCUAUUACGGCCUCGACAUCAAAACGUGGCGAACGUUUACGCUCACACGACCCAACGUGGCAGAGAUACCGUCGACACACGCGUUGUUUACGCCGGCGAUGUACGCACUGCCGUUGGACAACUUGUCUGCGAUUGACCAAGCGAUCAAGAAGAGCCAACUGGUGCAUGUAAAAUCCAAGGCAACCUCGGGCACAAGUCGAGGCGCCACAUAAGAGCCAACGCGUGCCUCAUUCGGUGGCUGUGAUCCAGGAUAUGAUGGCGCACAGUUGAGGAGGAACGAUGUGCAUUAGAGCAUUGUCUAUGCUUACGUAUUGGUGGUCAUAUUAUUACGU